AGGGUUCCUCCUUAGUCGUUGAGAGUACUAAGGUUUUCUGUGCCGGAGAGGAGAAAUCGAGAGAGGGAGAGGGAUUGAUCGCUACUGCUGCUAAGAGAACGAGGGAUUGACGCACUAGGGCGUGGCGAUUAGCGCAGAGAGAUGAGCGGCGCUCGAGGAUCGUCAUCGUCGGCGACGCCGGCAGCGGCGGCCGCGGCUCCAGCGGCGGCCAUCCCAGCCAGCGCGCGCAAGGUCGUCCAGAACCUCAAAGAAGUGGUCGGGGUAGGGCACGGCGAGGAGGAGAUUUUCGCGACGCUCAAGGAGUGUAACAUGGACCCUAACGAGACGGCUCAGCGGCUCAUGAGCCAAGAUGCCUUCCACGAAGUGAAACGCAAGAGGGACAAGAAGAAAGAGGCUCCUGCCGGCAGCAAAGACUUGGGCGAUGGUAGAUCGAGAGGCACGACAGCUUACAGGGGCGGGAGAGGAUCUGGAAGACUCACGCGCCACUCUCAAAACGAGUCGAAUGGUCGUGGCAAGGCUCUGCCUUCCAAGGAAAAUGGAAACCAUGCGCCUGUUCCUUCGGCUCCACAGUCUGGGAGCGCAGUGUCAUCAGCUACUCCAGUACUUCCGAAUGGAUCCGUGCAGUACUCCUCGUCAACGGGACUUGUCACGCAUGGGUCGUGGAGUAAAAUCUCUGGUCACGCAACAAUGGCCGAGAUGCUAAAGUCCAGCACCAGCAACGGGCCACACCUCCCACCUAAUAUGUUAACAGCGGGUACCGGACAGCAGUUCUCGUCUUCUGGAAUGUACUCGUCCAGUGAUCCUGUGCAUCAUCCUUUUCCUGACCAACGGGUUAUCAGGCGUGAGAAGCCUAUAGGCGACAGGUCGGCGGCAUCGGUUCCAGGCGGUGGAUUGCCUUCGCCGCCUCACCUGCAAGAUGAUCGGUCCGGUAGUCCUCCUGGACUCCAAGAGACGAACAAGUUUCCAGAUACAGGAGCUCGGCAGACUUCUGGAUAUCGAUCGGCAGCACUUGGAAAUGGAAGGCCUGCGUAUCAGCAACAACAGUCUGUAAAUAAAACUACUGGACCCAACAUGGAGUGGAAGCCAAAAGUAGGGGCUCAAGAAGCUGUCACGGCGUCUGGACUAAACUCUCUGGAGAGGGUUCUGACAGAGGCCCCAGCUUCGGAUAUCUCUGAGGCUGAGGUGUUGUCUGUUGCAGCGAAGUUCCAAAAUCUUUCGGCCCGUGAUGAGCAGCAAGUAAUAAUGCCUAACAACUUUCAGUCUCAGGGAGAUUUGGGCCUUAGUUUUGGUAGCUUUGGUGAGCCCCUUGGUUCUUCUCUUCCUUCUGGUUUCAGUUCGGAGGAUGGUCUCGACAUCUCUGGCUCUUCUGAAGCGUCAGUGGCCAAGGAUAUCCUGCGUGAGCAGUCACCUUCUGGAGUGGAUGCCGUGGCUCCUGAUGAAACCCCUUUGCAUCAGGAUGAUGACAUACCUGUUCAAAGAGAGAACGCGACUUCAGCUAGUAUUCCUGCCACCUAUACACAGGUCGACGUCACGAAAUUGCGGUCGACUCAACAAGCUCCACAAUACCCGUAUCUGCCGUCGGCACCAAACUACUCUACAAGUAUUGGGAUGGUUUCUCAAGUUCCCAGUGGCCAACACAGUUUUGACUCGCAAGUCCCUCAUCUUCAAGACAUGUCCAGUGUUCCAACUUCACUGAAGCAGCAAUACGCGGAUUCUGCUACGAGUUUUUACUCGCCAUCUCUUCGGCCUGGUUCUGACGCUGACGCCCGUUAUGCGCAAUACAGUUCUACCGCGAAGUACAAUGGAGGAGUAGUGAUGUCUGCUCAACACCUUCCAGCGCACGAGGCAUCCAAUUCCACUGCCUUGUCAACCAGUAGCACAGUGUCUCAAGUGCCACAGGCAAGUGCGCCUACAGCUCCUCAGCAACCGCUUCAAGUUCACGCUUACCCGGCUCAGCCAACCGGUAUGCCAGUGGGUCACUAUGGCAACGUUUUCGGAUACCAGUACCCGAGCUACACCUUCGUGCCUUCGCCAUAUCAGCACAGCUACGCAGCUAAUUAUCCACAGCCCCCGGUCAGCAGUUACUCACCAUCAGCUAAUUACGCCCCCGCCAUGAAGUACACGCUACCUCAAUACAAGCCAGGGAGUGCCACAGCCAAUGCUCCCACUGGAGGCUACGGCGGAUACGGCACUGCGUCGUCAAUGUACGCGGCAAAUCCGACGGCAACGGCCUCAAACACGCCCGGGUACGAGGAUGGCAGCGCUGCUCAAUACAAGGACAGCAACCUUUACGUCCCCGGUCCACAGGGAGACGGUGCAAGGCUGUGGCAACUGACAAACGACAUAGCGGCGGCACAACAGACGAGCUCGUUCUACGCCUUGUCCAGCCAAAACCAGCACACGUACACGCAACCGAGCAGCCACACGCAUCCGAUAAACGGCUACACGAGCUUGUACCACCAGCCGGGGCCUGCCGGGAGCGCUCACCAGGUGAUCCAACAGCCUCAACCUUUGGGCGGUGCUGCCGGGAGCACCCAAGUUGGAGCCACUAAUUAUCACCAACAGCUACAACGGAUCCAGCAGCAGCAGCAGCAACAGCAGCAACAGCAGCAGCAGCAGCAGCAGCAGCCGAGCUGGAACUACUGAUCCUGGCGAACGAUGCAAGGCUUUUUUUUUUGUUCUUGGAGAUCGAUCGGCCGAAGAUGUGGAGGUUUUCUCUUUACCACUGCUACUGAAUCAAACUAACCAUUGUACUGUUUUCCUUGAAACUUGUAGGAAGUUUGUGGGAGCUCGUGCUUUUCUAUCUUUUGCUUUGUUUCAGCCUAAAGAAAUCGAAGAGAUGUAUAUAUGGUUUUCACAAAAUAUAUCAAUACUAUAUAAAUUUCGUGCUCGCA
Molecule: messenger RNA, 2894 nt
Organism: Selaginella moellendorffii
Lineage: Eukaryota; Viridiplantae; Streptophyta; Lycopodiopsida; Selaginellales; Selaginellaceae
Product: RNA polymerase II degradation factor 1
Exons: 10
Coding region: 142-2646 (834 amino acids)
Source: RefSeq, a predicted model, not a curated record